AUGUCCAUUUUGGAUGGCUCGGGAGCGCCAAUCAGCGCCAAAAGACUCGCCCAUUCGGCAUCGCCUAGAACGUCGUCGGUCAAAACGCCCUCGCUUGGCUGGUCAAAGUCUGCGAUGCCAUGCGCCAAGUUGCUGGCGUCGUCAAACACCGUUUCUAGCAAUGCCGCAUCGAUGGGCCACGGCCACGGGUCUGCAAGGCCCAUGCUGUCGAAACCGUGGGCUACUCCAUUGGAAACGUGGGCGCCUGCCAAGCUAGCAUCUGGGAAAUUAGGUUGGCCUAUUGGUUGGCCUGAUAUAUUGGUUUGGUCUAUUGGUGGGUUCGGUAGAUUAGCCCCCAUUGGUUGGCUCGAUUGGGCCUCCUCCGCAGUGCCUAACACGGCUGCUUCUGGCGUUCUGUCGGACUUGAAUCGUCGUGGCUUGUUGCGAUGGUUCGGCGCAGGGAACACGCACGGCGUGCGUACGCGCGUGCAGUUGCCGCACACGGGAUGCACCUCGUCGCAUUUGAUCUUUCGCCGCUUGCACUCGGCACAGCCAGCUCGAGAGUAUUUGCGUUUAACGAGCGGCAUGGUAGGGCUCUGUCCAACUCACUAG
Messenger RNA from Clavispora lusitaniae ATCC 42720, 591 nucleotides. The record is from RefSeq and is a predicted model, not a curated record. Lineage: Eukaryota; Fungi; Ascomycota; Pichiomycetes; Serinales; Metschnikowiaceae.